UAUCCUAUAUACACGGAUCCCUAUGGAAUCAAGGUGUGUUUCGAAGCAUUGCUUACUGGAAUUCAUUCUCUCUGUUUAAGGAGUAUAAGGAGGGACCAGUUUUGUUCAUUUUAUUGAGAGAGAGAGAGAGAGAGAGAGAGAGAGAGAGAGGGUAUUUUGUGGGGAUUGGAAGGAAUUAUAAAGUUGGUGGGAUUUUCUUCUUUCAGGAGCUCCUCACCAGGAGAAGAAUAAAAAGGAAGAGAGAGAGAGAGAGAUAACAGAGGGUAAGACAGAGGAAGAGGAAGAUGAAACCUUCCAACGACAACGACAGUGGAAGAAGCAAUCAUCAUCUUCAUAACUGGUUGGGUUUCUCUCUCUCCCCCCACAUCAAAAUGGAAGCAGCAGCAGCUACUCCACACUCUCUGGAUCAUCAUCAUCACUACUACAAUCCUCAACCUCAAGUCUCCCCUGUUCCUACUCCCUUCUGUUUCUCCCCUCCACACCCUUAUACCCAAUAUAGUACCUCUGCAUUCUGCUAUGGAGCUGGAGAAAACAGUGCCUUCCACUCGUCUUCCUUGCCCAUAAUGCCCCUCAAAUCAGAUGGCUCUCUCUGUAUCAUGGAAGCCUUAACUAGAUCCCCACCGCAACAAGGGAUUUUGCAAAAUUCCUCUUCCCCUAAACUGGAGGACUUCUUGGGAGGUACUGCAACAAUGGCACCCCAUGAGAGAGAAGCAAUGGCUCUCUCUCUAGACAGCAUGUACUACCCUCAGAACAUCGAGGAAGAAACCAACAGACAAAGCCUACUCAAUCACCAAGGCAUUGAAGUCCAAAACCACCCGUUUUACUCCGGAAUUUAUCAAACACCUCUGGGUGAAGAAGAAGAAGAACAAGAAACAGAGGAAACUGGGGAUGGACUCACUUAUUUCAAGAACUGGGUUUCUUGUCAGUAUCCAGACCCCCAACCACUUCACCAGCAGCAGAUGAACCAUGACAGUGUUGUCGAUAAUGGAGGUGGGUUUGGGUCGAGUAAGGCAAAUGGUGCAAUGGGUUGUGGGGAUUUGCAGGCUCUGACCUUGUCAAUGAGCCCUGGAUCUCAGUCCAGUUGUGUUACUGCUGCUCAAAGGCAGAUUUCUCCCAUUGAAAUUUCUGAGUCUGUGGGUGCGGAGAGGAAGAAGAAAGUGGGUGGGAGGCCAACUGUUCAUAGGAAGUCUAUUCAGACAUUUGGGCAGAGGACUUCACAGUACAGAGGUGUGACCAGGCAUAGGUGGACUGGUAGAUAUGAAGCCCAUUUGUGGGAUAAUAGUUGCAAGAAGGAAGGUCAGAGCCGGAAAGGAAGGCAAGGUUAGUCCCGUGGUUAUGACAUGGAAGAGAAGGCUGCAAGAUCUUAUGAUCUAGCCGCGCUGAAAUAUUGGGGACCCUCGACUCACAUUAACUUUCCGUUGGAGAAUUACCAAGAACAACUUGAAGAAAUGAAGAACAUGACGCGCCAAGAAUAUAUUGCUCACUUGAGAAGGAGAAGUAGCGGUUUUUCGAGGGGGGCUUCAAUGUACAGAGGAGUGACAAGGCAUCAUCAGCAUGGAAGAUGGCAAGCUCGGAUCGGUAGAGUCGCAGGAAACAAGGACCUUUAUCUUGGAACCUUCAGCACUCAAGAGGAAGCAGCCGAAGCAUACGACGUAGCUGCGAUCAAGUUCCGCGGCGUGACCGCGGUUACAAACUUUGACACUUCGCGAUACGACGUGGAAAGGAUAGCCGCGAGCGACACUCUACUAGCCGGAGACGACGCUAAGAAAACCAAAGCUGAGGCUAUUGAGCACGACCCUUCUGCUCAUAACAAUGAUGGGAACGGCCAUUCGGAUUGGAAAAUGGAGCUAUACCAACCCCCAAAUCAGAACGAGAAGGAACUAUGUGUUGGGAAUUACGGGGGAAACUUUUCUUUCACAAUGGCAUUGCAGAACUUGAUCGGGAUGGGUUCGUUGAACUCGAGCCAUCCGAUUGCGAACGAAUCGGGCAAGCCCGGCGGGACCCACUUCUCCGAUCCGUCAUCCUUGGUGACUAGCUUGAGCAGCUCAAGAGAGGCUAGCCCUAUUGCUCCCAUCUCCAUGAUGACUCACUUGCCUGCUUUUGCUUCUUGGAGUGAAACCUGAAGGCUUCUUUGUCCAUGCUUGAGUGAACUUGAAAUUGAGGGGUAAAGAAAGAAAUUGGUGUUUUUGGUGGGGGCAAAAAGGUAAUUGGGGAGUUUAGAUGGAAAAGACAAAUGUGGGUACCCACUUGUUGGAUCCUUUUGUCCAAAGUGAGAACUUUUUGGCUUUUAUUGGAAUAUGAUCAAGAUUUUGCCAAGUGGUGGAAAUGGAUCAUUAGUACUGAUUUUUGUCCUUCUGUAAUGAUGUUGGCAAUAUGGAGUAGAAUGAGUUUUAUC
Rhododendron vialii is the source of this 2395-nucleotide messenger RNA. Its product is annotated as AP2-like ethylene-responsive transcription factor CRL5. NCBI's taxonomy places the organism in Eukaryota, Viridiplantae, Streptophyta, Magnoliopsida, Ericales, Ericaceae. Gene Ontology annotation, molecular function: DNA-binding transcription factor activity; DNA binding. Gene Ontology annotation, biological process: regulation of DNA-templated transcription. The transcript is spliced from 9 exons. The record is from RefSeq and is a predicted model, not a curated record. The coding region runs from base 1341 to 2123 and encodes 260 amino acids.